AUGGAUAAACGCGAGAAAGAGGAAUUGAUUCAAAUGUUCAAAGAGCUGGAUACAAAUAACGAUGGAUUCUUGACCUUUGAAGAACUCAAAAGUGGUUUGGAGGCAUCCCCCGAUUAUGAUGAAUUUUUAAAGCAAUUAAUGAAAUUAAUGGAUUUAAAUCAAGAUGGAAAGGUUUCACUGGAUGAAUUCAUCAAAACUAUUGAUUGCCUACUUAAUAUACUUUAAACUGUCACCGAUGACUGCAUUACAAUACCUAACAUGAGAGGAAUAACAAACAAUAAUUGCCUUCAAUUUUUUCUUAAUAAUAGCAUUAAUAAUUUUAACACUAUGCGAAAUAAAUUUUCACUCUGACCGCCAUUUCAUUUCCUCGCUAACAACCGCCUUUG
Messenger RNA from Trichobilharzia szidati, 386 nucleotides. Lineage: Eukaryota; Metazoa; Platyhelminthes; Trematoda; Strigeidida; Schistosomatidae. The record is from the annotation of a GenBank genome assembly.